AUGGAAACAGAUAAGUAUACGUUAAUUGUCCGGAAUUUGCAGGAGGUAGUAGGUGAUGAUGAACUUCAGGAAUUGCUUAAGAAACCAAAUUCAUCAAUAUCUGUGUAUUGGGGUACUGCAACAACUGGUAGACCGCAUAUAGCCUAUUUCGUCCCAAUUAUUAAAUUAGCUGAUAUGCUACAAGCAGGUGCAAAAGUCACUGUGCUCUUUGCUGAUUUACAUGCAUAUCUAGACAAUAUGAAAGCACCAUGGUCUUUACUUUGUCUUCGUACCAAAUAUUAUGAAGCUGUUAUAAAAGGAAUGUUCCGUUCAAUUUGUGUUCCAUUAGAUCGACUACAUUUUAUACGUGGAGCUGAUUAUCAGUUAACUGAUUUCAUUUAUAUACUAUUAGCCUUUGUCGAUGUAAAAAAAAAUUUUUCAAAACAAAUUCUUCUUUCAGGACAUACAUGGAACAAUCAAUGGGAACUAAAUCCUGAUGUAAGAAAACACCAAUCAGAACAUCAAGGUCACAUUGUUCGUGUCGGCUCAGACAAUACUGUAAACGAUGAUCUAGAUGAUGACGAUGAUGAUGAUGACAUUUUGUCUUUAUUCAAUUUCAAUCAACAACCAUCUUAUUAUUCAACUAAAGUAUUUCCAAGUACAACAUGGGAUUUACCGAUUGAUUCAGAUGAAGACACAGAUCGCUUACAAGAAUCCACUUCCACUAGUUCAUCGCGUACAGAUGAAGACUUGCCAGAUAGCAUGGAAUAUUUAAAUCCAUAUCUGUUAAAUUUAAUUUAUUAUAGUAAUCCAUUGAAAAAGAAACGUGAUCAAACUACUACUACUACUACUACUCAGUCAACUGAUGAUAGUAGUAUGAUUGUAAAAAAAAUGCCAGAAACUGAAAAAUGGUCUACACCAAUUCAACCGGGCAAUUCAAAUGAUUUACGUAAAUUACGUAAUCUAGAUACAUUCAAUAUGAAACAAUAA
This is a messenger RNA of Schistosoma turkestanicum, 969 nucleotides long. The record is from the annotation of a GenBank genome assembly. NCBI's taxonomy places the organism in Eukaryota, Metazoa, Platyhelminthes, Trematoda, Strigeidida, Schistosomatidae.